AUGGGGAACAGGAAUAUUUUGGGGUACAGCACCGCGCCCCGGCUCGGCCCCGGCGGCUGUCGGCUCUGCGGGCAUCGGAGCAGGCAAGGCGCUCUGCCCGCGUUCUCCCCAGGGCACCGCGCUGUUUCGGCCCCGCGGGCUCCAGCCCUGCGCGUCCGGAGAGGCCGUGCCGGGCGCGGCUCCCACCCCACCCCUCCUCCCCAUCCGCAGGCGCUGCCCAGGGCGGGACCGCGGCCGCUCCGGGCCGGGUCGCGGCGGGGCGGAGCGGAGCAGGCCCGGCCCCACCCCGCGGCCGCGGCCAUGGUGGCGCGGCUGGUGCUGCGCGGCGUCAGGCGGGCGCUCCCCGCCGCCCCCGGGCCGGGCGCUCGUCGCGGCUGCGGGGAGCUGGCGGCGCUGCGGGCCAUGGGCUUCAGCCAGGAGCAGGCCCGGCGGCUCCUGGCGCUGCAGCCCCGGCUCGGCCCCGAGCACCGGGAGGCGGCGGCGGCGCAGCUGCUGCUGCUCGGGCUGAGCGCCGAGGCCGCCCUGGCGCUGCUGGAGCGGAGCCCGGCGCUGCUGCGGCUGCCCACGGAGCGACUCCGGGAGCGCGCAGAGGAGCUGCGGCGCCUGGGGCUGGACGGAGGCCGGCUGCAGCGGGCGGUGAGCCGCUGCCCGCAGCUCUUCCACGUGCCCCGGAAGAGGCUGGAGGCGGCGGUGCGGCUGCUGCGGGAGCGCUGCCUUUUCACGGCGGAGCAGCUGCGGGAAGUGCUGGGGACCUGCCCCGCCGUCCUGCUGGAGGAGCCGCACACCCUCCAUCACCAGUUCCAGUACGCCUACUUUAGAAUGGGGGUCCAGCAGAAGGAGAUGGUGAAGGCUCGGCUCUUCCAAAUGCCCUUUGCCGAGCUCCGGAAUCGGCACAUCUUCCUGGAGCGCCGGGGGCUCUAUGAGACCCCACACAAAGGACAGACCGAAACUAGUAACCCAAAACUGAAGGACAUCCUUCAGCUCCCAGAGAAAGACUUCCUGGCUAGCCUGGCCUACUCUACCCCAGAGGAGUUUGAGGUCUUCAAGAAGCUGCUGGCUCGAGAGGAGGAGGAGAAGGAGGAAGAGGAGGAUGUGGAUGCACCGUACACAGAGGAUUAUGAUGAUUUGGACAGUGAUGAAAGUAAAACAGCCAGGGAGUGAGGAGGUGAGGCUCCGAGGUGCCAGCCCUCCCCUGCUGCUCUACUCACACUGGGUGCUGCACUCACUGGGUGCUUUGGGCUCCCAUGCCACACCAGCAGAAGCUGGGGUGACUGCAGGGCCCCAUGGGUGGGGUACCAAUAAAUCCCAUCUGUCAAAUACAACAACACUCCUUCCUCCCCCUUGAUCAACUAUUAAAA
Vidua macroura (Pin-tailed whydah) is the source of this 1358-nucleotide messenger RNA. It is a transcript of the gene MTERF4, whose product is annotated as mitochondrial transcription termination factor 4. The transcript is spliced from 4 exons. Bases 1 to 1161 code for a protein of 386 amino acids. Gene Ontology annotation, molecular function: double-stranded DNA binding. The record is from RefSeq and is a predicted model, not a curated record. Gene Ontology annotation, biological process: regulation of DNA-templated transcription. Lineage: Eukaryota; Metazoa; Chordata; Aves; Passeriformes; Viduidae.